Molecule: messenger RNA, 1713 nt
Organism: Saxophila tyrrhenica
Lineage: Eukaryota; Fungi; Ascomycota; Dothideomycetes; Mycosphaerellales; Extremaceae
Exons: 2
Coding region: 1-1713 (570 amino acids)
Biological process (GO): positive regulation of transcription by RNA polymerase II
Cellular component (GO): nucleus
Molecular function (GO): DNA-binding transcription factor activity; transcription cis-regulatory region binding
Source: RefSeq, a predicted model, not a curated record
AUGCCUGCAUUCGCUGCCCUGACAAGCGACGAAGCCAGAGAACGGAAAGCAGAAUCGAGUAGACCAGGCACAUUCGCUGUGGUCGUGACACCCGAGAGCUUCUCCGAGCUACCAGAGUACGCUGGAACGAGCUCUCCAGAAAGCAGGCGUGGAAGCGUCCAGUCGUCAGUCAGCAGCCUCGCAGCCCACGUUUCUUCCGCUGGAAGAGCAUCAGGCCGAAGCCAAACAGAUCCAAACGUUGUGGUCCUGGACCGAUUUGAGGAUAUACCGUUACCACCCGCUGGCUUCUACUCGUCGCCGACCGACGCACGGCGACCGAGCCUCCCGGACCGGAUACAGUACCUUUCCAUCGACACACGUCGUCCUUCUAUGCCGCAGAACCUGCUUUCAUCCCCUCAAUCUACGCAGAUGAUUGCCAUGGACGAUCCGUUCGUAUCACACUUCCGGCGAUAUGUCCUACCGCGGCUGGUACAGCCUCGGUUAGAAGAGACGUCUAAAGACCUGUCGAUCUCAAGAACGAGAGAUAUCUUCGAGAUCGAGGCCCGUCGCUUCGCGCCAUUACAUCAAGCAAUCUGCGCAUUGAGUGCUCUCAACCUCUCCUACAACGGCGCCGCGAGCGUAGAUGCCGCUCACUCGCACUACGGACGAGCUCUCCAACCGCAAACAGCAACGACUAGUCAAGAUGAGCUCUUAUCGAACGGCGCCUUCCUCCGUCACUUCCUGCUCUUCAUCUACGACGUUUGCAUCCCCAUGCAGCAUGAUAAAGGGGCAGCGAACAUGUGGGCCAUUCACCUCGAUCACCUACAGCGUAUAGCUGUUCUACGCCAUGACACGUUGGGUCCUGAAAGACACGGCUAUCUGCUUUGGGCUAUCUGCGAGCUGGACGUGUACGCCUGUUUGUUGGGCAGUGGAGACUGCAGCUUCGUUCGGACAUUACUGCAGCACCAGAUGAUGCCCGGGUUGGACCAGCAGAUCCCGCAGCCGGCGAGCUCGACGGGCCCUUUCUUCCCAAACGAGGUGCAGGUGUUUCCGCCGAUCCUUGCUUUACGGCAUGGCGUAAUGAUGCGACUUGCGAAGAUUGCUCAAACUGCGCAGACAUUCAGGCGAGAAGCGACGAACCCCAGCGGAGUAUCACCAGGAGCAUAUGCGAGAUGGCAGUCAAUAGCCUCCCAGCUCCAAGCCGAACUCGCUUCCUUCUGGCAGCAAGCCUACCCACCAUUCCUGCCCCCUUCAUCCCCCACCUCCGCCCAUGACCUCUCACCCCGCCCCCGCCAAAUCCACGACCAAGCCUUCCUCCUCCACCACCUCGCCACCCUCUACCUUCGCACCAGCAUGUUCCCGCGCCAACGCAGCCUCCCGCUCUCCAACCAGCACGAACUCCAAACCGACACCGAAACCCGCGUCUCCUCCAUCCUCGCCUCCGCCACCCUGCAACUGCAAGCCCGACAGUUGGAGAGACGGGACGUUAUCUUCCCGCUCUUCAUCGCCGGGUACGCGACGACGCAGCCGGAUCUCAAGAUCCAGGCGCUGGAUCUGAUGAAGGCGUUUGAGGGGCAGGGGGUGGGGCAGAACACGUUCACGACGAGAAGGUUGUUGGGUGCGGUGUACGAGGAGCAGCGAAGGCGCGUGGAGGGGGGCGGGAGGAUGGAGGAGGUGGAGUGGAUGCGGGUGGCGCGGGAGAGGGGGUUGGGGGUGGUGAAUUGUGGGUUAUAA